This is a messenger RNA of Pyricularia grisea, 1314 nucleotides long. RefSeq lists its product as uncharacterized. Bases 48 to 1187 code for a protein of 379 amino acids. The transcript has 3 exons. The record is from RefSeq and is a predicted model, not a curated record. Lineage: Eukaryota; Fungi; Ascomycota; Sordariomycetes; Magnaporthales; Pyriculariaceae. Gene Ontology annotation, molecular function: NAD binding.
AGAAAGAGAGAAAGAAAAAAAAAGAAAGAAAGAAAGAAAAAAAAAAGAUGACAAUUCGCCUAGCCCGUGACGAGGAGCCGGCCGCACCUAGCGCUGCCACCGUUGGCUACAGCCUCAAAGGCCACAAGCUACUCAUGCUGGUGCCUGCACCCUUUCUGCCUCCUCCAGAGUACCUGGAGCAUUUGUCAAGAAGGUUCCCCGGCCUUGAGAUCUUUACCCACGCUAGGGAAUGGGCCGAUGGAAGCGCUCCGGUUCCUUCUGCCGACGGCGGCUGGAGAUGGGAGGACAUUACCAUUCUCAUCACUGGCAGCGCUCUGCCGGACAAGGAACAGGCAGUCAAGCUCCAAUACGUGCAGCUGCUUAGUGCUGGCGCCAACCACAUCCUCAAGCACCCGCUUUUCGCAGAAACUGACAUAACCUUUUGUACUGCGAACGGGGUUCACGGGCCACAGAUUAGCGAAUGGAUCGUCGGCACUCUUCUGUCGUUUGAACAUCAUUUGCCUCCUUUGUGGGAUCAGCAAAAGGAAUCCCUCUGGGACAGAAAAGAUGCUUACCAAAAAGUCACCGAUUCUGUCGGGCGCAGAUUAGGAGUUCUGGGUUAUGGGAGCAUUGGAAGACAGACAGCACGCCUCUGCAAGGCACUGGGAAUGGAUGUCCACGCAUACACCCUCCACCCGCGAAACACGGCCGAGUCACGUCGGGAUACCUCGUACGCGCCUCCAGGAACUGGAGACCCUGAAGGCCUGUUCCCUUCCAAGUGGUUCUCUGGAGGUAGCAAGGAAGACCUGCACCAGUUCCUCUCGUCUGGGCUUGAUGUGCUCGUCAUCUCGACACCACUGACCGACAAGACCACUCAUCUCCUUGGGGCAGAGGAGUUUGAAAUCCUGAGUCAGCGUGGGACUUUUGUUUCUAACAUUGCUCGAGGCCCUAUCAUCGAUACCGAUGCACUCUUAGACGCGCUGAAUACGGGAAAGAUUCGUGGUGCGGCGCUGGACGUGACUGACCCUGAACCACUGCCAAAGGAUCAUGCUUUAUGGAAGGCCAAGAAUGUCAUGAUAACACCUCACGUGAGCGCGGCCUCCAGCUCAUAUGGCAAAAGAAUCCUAAGCAUUCUGGACGGAAAUUUGGAGAGGUUGAGCCAGGGCAAGACACUCAUGAACCGAGUCAGCCGGAAGGACGGCUAUUAGUUUGGAUUGAUAGGAAAAUUAAUGACACAAACUCAGGACCCUGAGAAAAAGACCCUGCAUGUUACUUCCGGUUCCGCUGUGGGGUGACAGAGGAGAAGGAAAACUCGAGAAAACAUCAUCGUGUUCA